Molecule: messenger RNA, 474 nt
Organism: Daldinia childiae
Lineage: Eukaryota; Fungi; Ascomycota; Sordariomycetes; Xylariales; Hypoxylaceae
Exons: 1
Coding region: 1-474 (157 amino acids)
Source: RefSeq, a predicted model, not a curated record
AUGUAUAGCCCAUACGGCUCUUACAGCUCCAUGAGUGAGGUCACUCAACCGAUGGAGAUCCCUACUACCAGCUACCUCUCUCAUAACGGCGCCUACAGCGCUAGCUGCGCGUUCCCCUCGUGGCCGCGACGCUCAUCUCUUACCGACUCCGCACACGAGCAGCGAGCAACUUCUUACCUCUCCGAUGAUGACCUAUUCCCAUGCGACUUGGAGGACGACGCGCACAGCAUCUCCAGCUCGGGUAGCACGACACCUACUUCUCCCGUCGUCGCUAACGAGGUCGACCUACUGCAGAUGCAGCGCGAACAGAUGGCUAUGCAACGCGAAGCCAUCAAGUUCCUUCUCAACGAGAAGGAGAGGAGGAAGCAGCAACUUAAGCGCCAACGUCGCAGCAGUGGCGGCAGCUCCAAGAAGAGCAGUCCCAAGUCUGCCAAGUCGGCACAUCUUGACGCCAUCGCCGAGACUGGCGAGUGA